This is a messenger RNA of Linum tenue, 401 nucleotides long. Lineage: Eukaryota; Viridiplantae; Streptophyta; Magnoliopsida; Malpighiales; Linaceae. The record is from the annotation of a GenBank genome assembly.
CCAUUUACUACAAAUGAGAAAGCUGGGCGAAAACAACAAAUUGUUGUUUCCUGGAAAUGGUGACACGGGUUAUUCCCCGUUUUCUAGCGCGGUGCCGUCCUCUCCCUCCAGCAGCCCCGCGUAUGCGACGAGAAGUUCGUCCUCCCCCCAUACCACCAACGGCACCAUCCUCUCCCUCUCCUUCCGGUGACGAAUUGAAGCUACUUCCGACGACGAGAAGCAACGGCGACGAAUUGAAGCCCCCUCUCCUUUCGGUGACGAAUUGAAGCUCCUUCCGACGACGAGAAGCAGUGGCGACGAAUUGAAACUCCUGCCGGCAACCAAUGGUUUUCUGCAAAUUAUUUCUGGGUUGCUGGUGUUCUGCAGCUUCUAUAUAUUUUUUUAGUUUGUUGUAGUUCUCC